UUUGCUCUGACUCCUGAGUUAGUCGGCUCUGCGCACGGCCCCAAGCGCAGAGCUCUAGGUCCUUGUUGCUCGAGGGUCGGGUCCUCGAGUUGUGCGGGGAUGCGACGAGCAGCAAUGGCGCUCGCCGUUCGAGUCGUGUAUUGUGGAGCUUGAGGCUAUAAGCCCAAGUAUCUCCAACUCAAGGAGAAGCUAGAACAUGAGUUCCCCGGAUGCCUGGACAUCUGCGGCGAGGGGACUCCCCAGGUCACCGGGUUCUUUGAAGUGACAGUAGCCGGGAAGUUGGUUCACUCCAAGAAGAGAGGUGAUGGCUACGUGGAUACAGAGAGCAAGUUCCGGAAACUGGUGACCGCCAUCAAAGCCGCCUUGGCUCAGUGCCAGUGAGCCCUAGAGGCAGGGUCCCGAAAACUCCUGGCCGGCCUUCCUUGGCAGCCGCUUCAUGACAGGAAGGACUGAAAUGUCUCAAAGACCUGUGGUUUUUCCUCGAUGUUCCUGCGGCCACCAAGUCAGGCCAGAGAUGGAUUCUGUGUGUGGGUGCCUCCCCAGAAUCCACCUGUGCACACACCCUGCCUGGCCCUCCUGCCCUCAUCCUCACCUCUCUCCUCUUCCUCACCUCUCUCUGAAUUCCCCCAUGUCUCCCACCUACCCACCUGCUUUGCUUUCCCUUCUCCACCUUAAGACUGCAAGAAGAUAGGCAGCCAUGUUGCCUGGUGUUCCCGGUUGAAUAAAGGUUGGAUGAGGCAACCCAA
Messenger RNA from Mastomys coucha (southern multimammate mouse), 746 nucleotides. RefSeq names its product selenoprotein W (gene Selenow). Gene Ontology annotation, cellular component: cytosol. Lineage: Eukaryota; Metazoa; Chordata; Mammalia; Rodentia; Muridae. The record is from RefSeq and is a predicted model, not a curated record. Gene Ontology annotation, biological process: response to selenium ion. The transcript is spliced from 6 exons.